GAGUCCACUCCCAGAAGGGAAGGGCUGGGUUUCGUAUUUCAUUUCCCUUGUAAACCAUUCCCAGAUUCCAAUCCACUUGCAGGGUUUCUUGCUCUUUCCAGUCAAAGACCUCAGAGUGAGUCCCCAGCCCAGAUCGCUGAGGGAAGGCGCAGUCAAUUUUAGGAAGUCCAAUAUGAGACCAGCAUCUCUCCUUCCCCUCGGAAGCCUCUUUGUUUUCUCCUGGCUUGUAGAGGGCAGAAUUGUCGGAGAGGAUGAAGUCGGUUUUGCUGAAUGUAACAAGUUCUUUUACGAAGAGACCCCGCCAGAAGGACUGGCUGAGCCUUUCCACGUGAAAAUUUGUCAAAAAUAUAACGGCGAGGAGCGUUUUGCCACCUUGUACAGCAUCCGAGAAAAGAUACCUGUUUACUCGGCUUUUCGCUUUGCAGUCUCUGGAGAGAGCAGGGAGCAGGGUUGGAUGAUCGAACCCCAGAUAGAUGAUCCCAAAAGCAACUUUGGAGAAAUGAUGAUUGAAGAAGAUGCCGUUAGCUCUGUAAAUAAUCUUGGAAGCAAACAGGCCUUAAGUUCUGACUACCUGGAUUCUGAGUAUCAAAAAGGACAACUAUACCUCAGUUCUCUUAACAGUGAUGAUUUUCAGGUGGCAACAUAUACCCUCACAAAUGCUGCACCUAUGACUCAAUCAUUCAGGGAAAGGUGGUACAUGAAUGUGAAUAGCCUAAUGGACCUUGCCUUGGCCCCGUAUUGUGGAAAUGGAGAUGACCUCUAUGUCAUUACAGGAGCAGUACCCUCAGACCACAGACUUAAGGACAAAGUAUCUGUCCCUGACUUUGUUUGGUUGGCUGCUUGCUGUGCUGCUCCUGGAGGAUGGGCUAUAGGAUUCAUCAAGCGUGUGAGGGAUGGGGAUAUCAUAGAAGAUGUGAUGGUAAAAGAUCUUGAAAAGCUGCUUCCAUCUGGGACUCAGCUGUUCCAAAAUAAUUGUAGGGAAGCAGACCAAGACACAGAGAAAAUGAAAAAAAUAUUUGAAAAAGUUAACCAUGUACAGGAUGAAGAGAGAAUGGUCCAGGCUAAGUCAAGUUCUAGCCAAUUAUCCAGUACUCGGAACAAACGAUCUGUUGCGUCAUUGCCAGAAGAAGCCAAUGAGAGCAGUCUUCUUAGAACAAUUGGGAGCAUUGUUGCCACGCCUUUUGUCAAGCUUUUCCAAUUAAUAUACUACCUUGUAGUUGAAAUUCUGAAAAAUGUUUUCUAUUGCCUAUGGUACAUUACCAAGCAAGUUAUAGGUAUUCUGGAAAAUGGAAUCCACAGAAUGUGUUCAGCAACUGUGUCAUAUAUCAUGACCAUUGGGGAAGAACUGGUGAGCAUUCCCUGGAAAGUAGUCAAAGUCAUCGUCAAAAUCAUCAGGGCUUUUCUACGCAUUCUCUGCUGCCUGCUGAAAACCAUUUGCCGAAUUCUGAGUAUCCCUUUCAGAAUCUUUGUGGACAUUGUUAGUUUCCCCAUGUAUACAGCUUGUGCCAUCCCAACUGUUCUUAAAGAUAUUGCUGUAGGCCUGGGAGGCACUUUCUAUCUCCUUCUGAACACCAUCUUUGGCACUAUUGGCAGCGUGUUUCAUGUGUUUUUUAGUGUUUUUAAAUGGAUUGGCUUUAAAGUAUCUUAUGACAACUCUGGGGAGUUGUAGAAAGAAGAAUGGAACAGGAGAAUCCAUCCACUGAGACUGUGACUUUUUGUAAGGGAGAAUCAGAAUGAUUACUCUUUUCAACAUGUGGCUUCCUGCUCUUACUUCAUAUGGCAUUUUGGGCACUGAUAAUAUUGCAAAUUCACUUAGAAGUUAAGGGGAAGCUGCCUCUGAUAGCAAAGAAAUGAUAGUAUGAUUUAGGAUUUUCUGCUAGUAAAGUGUCAAGGGCUGAAAGUUGAGGGUUAACUAAUCCUUAUGGCUUGAUAGUUUAAUUUGGUCAGAUGGUAAGUUCUUUACUACUAAUAAGUUAGAGAAAUGACAGUUGCCUUUUUCUCAGAAAGUGGCUUACACCAUAGGAGAUAUGUGUUCUCUUAGUGAUAAUUGAGAAUCAGAGGGAGUAAAAUAUUCAACUUAAGUGUUUUCUGAAACCAGGGGAAAGGAAUUUGUUUUUUUUGAGAUUUAAUUCCUCUCAUCUAAUCUAACUGAAUGCAAUAAAAUCAGAUGUUUGUAGCUGAUUCAUGAAUCGUCUUCCAACAUCAUGACUUUGGAGCAAUAUAAAACUUGCCAGCUUAAGAUGUUGAAUGUUUCACUACCAUUGGAUGAGAGGAUUGCCAUAAUCUAAAAAACUUCUUUGGACUUUCAAAGCCCCCCAAAAUCUAGUUGUGGUUUUUAAUUUUUCUCAGUUGAACACCAUUACAUAGUCAUCACAGAUAAUGAAUGUUUUUGCAAAAUAUGAGGUGGGAAAGUAAGUCCAGAAUUCUCUUGGCAAAAGUAUAAGAUUCCUCUUUAAGGCAAAUAAUCCAAGAAGGAUAAGAAUUCAGUAUCAAAUCUUUGUUUGGUCUUAUAUAGUUUAGUGAGUUUAUGGAAUCUUUCACCAAGCCGAGAAACUGUUACCAGCUUAAAGGUGACCUGAAAAUCUCAUGCCAAGAAUCCCUCACCAUCAGUUAAUAUGAUUUACUAAGUAAAUUUGGGCUUCUGUACAAGUCAAUUUAAUGAACACAUUCCCUUAUACAUCAAGGCAAAUGAUAAAACUGAAGCACUUUAAAUAGGUCCCUAAAGAAUUAUUUUGGUUAGAGGGGAAAAAAAGGCUUACACUCAGAAGAAUUCCAAUUCAUGUAUUUUCAGUUAGUAUAAUAGAGGGGAAAAAAAGCUAAAAAGCUUCUCAGGAGACUAGAUCCUUAUUUAAGAAAUGCCUCAUGGGAAAAUACUCUUUUGUGGGCAAUAGGUCAAUGGAUUUAAGACUCUUACAAUAUAUCCUUUAGGUCACAAUCUACUAGGAAAUUAAAUUUUUCUCACAAUCACAGAUGUCAUGCAAGUAAACAUCUCUAUUUUCCUACCUCUUAAAGACAAAUUCAUUAAUUCAAAACCUUUGAAGGAAGCAAAACCACACUCCUCAGGAUUUACUCUGCUUCUGACACUGGAUCAUUGCCCAUGGCAAUGAUUGAAUAAUAAAGAAAAAAUGAGGGGUCAGAGGAAGAGCUGUGAAUAAGGAGGAAAUUGGGUAUGAAACCCUGACACCAGAGGCAUCUGCCCUUUGUAUUUUAUCAUCAUAAAGUCAGGUUUAUAAAUUAACAGGCAGGAAGGAAACAUUUUUACUGUAGAUAUAAAGACUAGUCAUUUGUAUUGGGAUGGUGACUGGAAAAUGUUAGUGCAAUAGGACUGAAAAUAAGAUCAGUGCAUUUAAUUUAAAAAGAAUUAUAACUAGCCAGGUAAAAUCAUGAUAGAUCCAUGAUGUGAGACUUGGAACACAACUCCUGGACAGGCUCGAGAUUGGAAAAUAUAGUCCAUAUUUAGAUUUUUGAUUAAUUUAACAAUGUUCAACCAUAUGCUUCCAUUCCACAAGUAUAUGUGGCCAGACAAAACUUUCCAUUGGUAAUAUGAUACAAUGGAAGGAGUAUUGAUUCUGAAGUGAGAGGAUCUGGGUUUAAAUCCUGGAUAAGUUACUUAGUCCCAGUGGGCCUCCAUUUCCUCAUCUAUAAAAUAAAGGGAUUGGAUUGUUUGGCUUCUGAGGUGCUAUCUGAUCUGGGUCUAUGAUCCUAUGAACAAUGGAAGUGAUUAGAAACUGGUGGUAUUUUGUAUUAAUGAAACCGAUUCAUAGAGAAAGGAAGCAAUAUAGUCUUUGAAUCUUAGAGUUGAAAGGGACAUUCUCAUUUUAUAGAUCAAGAAACUGAGGCCCACAGAAGAUAAAUGGCAUCUUUAAGAUUACAAAGCUAGUUGUGGUAGAAUCUGGAUAACUUGGAUAUCUUGUCUUCUCUUACAUUAGGUUUAUUCCAGUGUUUAUUUCUGGCUUUUGUAAUGUAAGAGCAGACAACUGAUCCUAUAUGCCUGCAGCACCAUGACCAACCCUACUGUGGUGUUCUAAACAUGUUUAGUAACUAAAAAAAUAACUUAUUUAACUCUUUGAGUUCAUUGCAUUAUACAUAUUAUGGCCUUCUUGAGAAACUUGGAAAAGGAGAAGAAAGCAAAAUGUCUACCAGUUAGAAAAUUGAGGUAGCCAUAGUUGCACUGAGCAUGUCUACUGUAUUUGCCAAUCCUCUCUGUUUGCUGAGACUGGUUUGAUGUUGUCAUUAAGUCCUGCCAAGGGAUCAGCUUAGGGAAUAGCACUAAUAGAGCCAUUUUGCUUAGGCUUUGAUUGAAGGGCAGUGGAGACUUAGGAUUAUGAACUUUAUUUCUAUGUUGAGGAUUUUGUUGUUCUUUCAUACUCAUUGUAGCUUUGUGGAAGGAUUGUGAAUAUGUGAUUUUAUUUUAAUUACUUUUUUGGGAUGGGGGAAAAAGUCCAGAUUUGUGACUCCUUCAAUGUAUGGAAUCUCAGGUGUGGAAACUUCCUACAUCUAUGCAGGUAAAUAUCUAUAAAGCAAAUAGCUGUAGAGAAUUUAAAAGACAACCUAAAUCACAUAGCUCAGAGGCAAGACCUGAACUGGACCUUCUUUGGUGCCAGAGCUGGCUUUCUAUCUAUUCUGUCAGGCUACCUCUCAAAGUCCUGAUGAAGAAACCUUUUAUCCAAUUUGGACAUUAUCUAGAUCCUUUUUUCCCCUUUCUUAUUCCCCGAUCCCAUCCAACUUUUUUGGUUACCUCAUUCUCUGUAUAACAUUUCCAAUUAACUAGGUACUAGGGAACUGAAGAAAAGUCAGAAGAAGGGAGAGAUUCUUAAUAAGUGACAAUUUGACCUUUGGGAGUUUACUACUCAAGACUCAAGGCAUGGUAUAGAAUACACUGUGGGAACUCAAUAAGCAAAUGCUUAUUGACUGACUGCAACUUGUUAACAAGUCUGGUGAUGGCUGACUGGAGAAGGAAGCUACUAGCUCAAAUCAGGUUUAGGAAUUACCUGUUUAUUUCAUCAAACCCUGUUCUCCUUGUUCCAUAUUAACUCAAACAAAAGCACUGAUUUCCAAACGUAACUUUCAUUUCUUUUGCUUUGAAACUUGAGAACAUUUGUGAAGAAAAGAAAAUGACUAUAACCACAAGGCAAGUAUUAGAAAUAUUUUUUCAAGGUCAUGUCUCUGGAAACAAUCUUUGGCUCAGCCAUUUCAGAAAUAACAGUAUUAGUGAUGUUUUUAUAUGAAUGAGACUCUAAGGGCUCUUUUCUCAUAGAUUUUGUCCUGCAUUGACAACAAUGCUGAUAACUAUCUUUAUCGAUUACUAAAAUCCCCACUGUCUGAAGGGAAAAGGCACAGCAUCUAAAAGAAAUUGGACUUCUCUUGGGCUCUGUAUCUCAGUCUUUCUUCUUUGCAAAUGACAGAGAUAAAGGCAGGAAAUCUUGGCUGCUUCCCCAGUGCCAGCUGGGGCUUGUGUCUCAUUGUGUCUUGUUCUGUGUUUGGCAGCUGCUUGGGAUACAAUAAAUGCUACAAAGAAACAACAACUUGCUGGUAACAAUUUCGUAAUACUCCUUAAAAUGUGGGUCUUGCUGUACCAAAUAUUCCCAAGUUUUUCAGUUCCACCCCAGGCAGGCACUUUGCAUGAUAUAUUGACUGCUAAUUAGGACCAUAGAAGCCCAUCCAGAUUAAGAACAAUAACAUCUAAACAUGUAUAUAUCAAUAUUGAAAACUUGCCCAAACACUUCUUUUUUUUUUUUCCCUUUCAAACAGAAGGCCUGACAAAAACUUGUAAAGUACUCAUGGCAAGCAAUAGCUUGGGUUUUUUCUGUUCUCCUUAUUUGUGUUUGAAUAUGGCAUAAGCUUGACUUCAUUGUUGAUAACUCCAUAAUAAAUAAUAAUAAUUAAAUAAUCCUAUUUUUUUUUAAAAAACUAGAUUGUGGAUUGCCUUUUGUUAAUCAACUAAACCAAAGGGCAGCAGUGACUAUUAAAUCUGAAUUGUACUGAAACCUUGUGGCCAUCCUUCCUUGAUUCUAUGCUCCAUUUGGAAAAUUUGCCAAAUCUUAAUCUGGAGUUAUUUGCUGCAAAGGUCUUAGAAUCAAAGGUUGUAAGAGUUACAAUGAA
Messenger RNA from Sarcophilus harrisii (Tasmanian devil), 6102 nucleotides. It is a transcript of the gene ENDOD1, whose product is annotated as endonuclease domain containing 1. Gene Ontology annotation, molecular function: nucleic acid binding; metal ion binding; hydrolase activity. The record is from RefSeq and is a predicted model, not a curated record. Lineage: Eukaryota; Metazoa; Chordata; Mammalia; Dasyuromorphia; Dasyuridae. The coding region runs from base 173 to 1669 and encodes 498 amino acids. The transcript has 2 exons.